This is a messenger RNA of Momordica charantia (bitter melon), 1649 nucleotides long. Its product is annotated as basic helix-loop-helix (bHLH) DNA-binding superfamily protein. The record is from RefSeq and is a predicted model, not a curated record. Gene Ontology annotation, cellular component: nucleus. Gene Ontology annotation, molecular function: DNA-binding transcription factor activity, RNA polymerase II-specific; protein dimerization activity; RNA polymerase II cis-regulatory region sequence-specific DNA binding. NCBI's taxonomy places the organism in Eukaryota, Viridiplantae, Streptophyta, Magnoliopsida, Cucurbitales, Cucurbitaceae. Gene Ontology annotation, biological process: regulation of transcription by RNA polymerase II.
CUUAUAUUCUACGAUCCCCUCUAUCCCACCCACAAAUACAACCAAAGAACAAGAAGAAGAAGAAAGCGCACUUCGAAGCCGCGAUAAUGGGGGACGAAUGCACCGAGAGCUCUGUUGCGACCUCCUCCACGCCGCCGAACUGGUGGGAUAGCCAUAACCAUAAUCAUCAUCAUCAUGGUUCUCCUUCUCUCUCUUCCUAUAGUUCCCACUGGCCUCACCAAAACCCUAAUUCCAACACCUCCUGCGACCAAGAUGUUUCCCUCUCAACAUCUUCGUUUCACUCCGCGCUCACCGUUGAGUCGUCCCGCCGCCUCUUCGACCCUCUUCCUUCCGACAACCAACUCUGGACCCAAGUUUUGCUGAACAUAGGAAACGGUGUGGAAUUGCAGAGCGACGAGCAAGAGAUAGGAGAGAACUUCUUGGAGGCAAUAUCAUCAAAAAACAUUUCCACCACCGGAAUCUUCGAAUCCGCCGCCUGCAGCGAUUACCUUAAAAAAAUGGACACCAAUUACAACAACAACUGGAACAGUUUCCCUAUUUUCGACGCAAAUAAUAAUAACAAUAAUAAUAAUGGGCUAAUUACGACCCACAGCCACGCGGCAGAGAACGAGAGGCUGUUGAAGCUUUCGAGUCUUGUAAACACGUGGUCCAUCGCUCUGCCAAUGGACGACGAACCCGACCACCUCCGAGCCGCAACGGUCCCGUGUUUCGGCCAUGGUUUGAAAGCGGAGGCACCCGAGGCAGGCACGGUGGCUCCGAUCCGGCUCGAGCCAGGUGCGGCCUUGUUUCGGAGGUCGUUUGGCAGUGGUGGGUUCCAGAAUUCGAUUGGGGCGAAACAGUAUGAUCAUAGCAUGCAACUCGACAACGCGGGCACUAGAAAUUUUGCUGAUUAUAUUUCGUUUAACGGUCGACUGGGGAAACCGGUGAUCAAUAUCAACGGCAUCAAUAAUCCGUGUUUCAAGUCAUUGAAUUUAUCUGCAGAUACUAAGAAGCAGAUUCACCAAACUUCUUCACCAACAAGAAUAAGUGGACGAGGAAGUGGAGUUUCGAGCGAAGGGAAGAAAAAAAGAUCCGAAGAAUGUUCCGAAACUGCCACAAAGAAAACAAAGCAAGAAAACGCAACCGCUGCAUCUAACAAGAUGCAGCAACCAAAGGUCAAACUUGGGGACAGGAUAACGGCCCUUCAGCAAAUUGUGUCGCCAUUUGGAAAGACUGAUACGGCGUCGGUUCUAACCGAAACCAUUGGAUACAUAAAGUUUCUACAAGAGCAAAUCCAGUUAUUGAGCAAUCCAUACAUGAAGACAAAUGCCUACAAGGACCCAUGGAAAAGUACAGAAAGAAAGGACCCAAAAGGGGAUGGAAAGAUCGACCUACGGAGUAGAGGACUUUGUCUAGUUCCGAUUUCAUGUACACCACAAGUCUAUAGGGAGAACACAGGAUCCGAUUAUUGGACACCUUAUAGAGGCUGCUUCUAUAGAUGAUCUAUAAAGAUUUUCUUAGAAGGAAUAUAUAAUACGUAUUUCAUUUGCAAAGGUAACAAAAUAAACUUGCAUCCCUCACUUUCGUCUUAUGUAUUUCUAAAUUCAAUUUCAAAUGUACAACUGUAGUAAAUAAGGCGCAUUAAUGUGGAAACAAUAUUUUACGGCUUA